Guillardia theta CCMP2712 is the source of this 570-nucleotide messenger RNA. RefSeq lists its product as hypothetical. NCBI's taxonomy places the organism in Eukaryota, Cryptophyceae, Pyrenomonadales, Geminigeraceae. The record is from RefSeq and is a predicted model, not a curated record. Gene Ontology annotation, molecular function: calcium ion binding. The coding region runs from base 1 to 570 and encodes 189 amino acids. The transcript is spliced from 7 exons.
AUGUUGUUGGAGGAGGCGCAAAGAGGGGAGUACACAAGCGCGCAGGACGAGAAAGUUCUGCAGAGAAUUUUUGAGAGGAUCGACUUCAAGCGAGACAACAAGAUCGACAAGGAAGAGCUGGAGCACUGCUUGCGAACUCUGGGGUACGACCCUGUGAAAGUCAACCAGUACGGGAUUUCGGAGGUGGAGCAGAUGAUCUGGGAGGUGGAUGAAGACAGCGAUGGCUGUGUUAGUCUGGAUGAGUUCCACACCAUGUUUGUUCGCAACCGCAAUGACAGGACGGGGAGGGAGCCCAAGAAGCUGUACAACGUCUGCCAGUUCAUGACGUUGGACAGGGAUGGGGAUGGAUCUAUUUCGACAGAAGAGUGUAUGGAGAUGAUUAUCCAUCGCUUCGGAAGGCAGAAGUUGGAGGAAGUAUUUCAUAAUGGUAUGCACGAUCGAGAGAUCACUCUCUCCGACUUUCUGUUGCAAGUCAACAGGAACUACUCGAUGCCCGACAAGGGGAGAAAGAAAUCAGCGAGGAUGAAGGCAAACAGUCUAGCAAGGAUGCCUUCAAUCAGCAAGAGAUGA